Messenger RNA from Botrytis sinoallii, 3020 nucleotides. RefSeq lists its product as uncharacterized. The record is from RefSeq and is a predicted model, not a curated record. NCBI's taxonomy places the organism in Eukaryota, Fungi, Ascomycota, Leotiomycetes, Helotiales, Sclerotiniaceae. The coding region runs from base 342 to 1514 and encodes 390 amino acids. The transcript is spliced from 6 exons.
CCUCCUAUCACUGGCCAAAAAGAUAAAUUGUGAAGAUAUACCUUGAGUCUUGGAAUGCUUGAAUCUUUUAUUCAUACAAAUCUGCAUUGGGAUAUACACAUCAUAUAUAUCAAUCAUUCAAUAGAUUAAUUCACUACAAUUCUCGGAACUCACCGAAUUCACCAUCGCAUCUGACCGUUUUGGCGGGGUACAGUCAGCCACCAUUUACCUACAGAUACUUAAUCAUUUAUCCAUCCCCUUGAUCGUCUCUCUGCACCCAAAACCAAGCUUUUAAACGCCUCUCGUAUCUCUCCUUCCUACAAUCUUUUCAACCUAUCACUUACCAACAUUACAAUCUCGCCAUGUCUUCCCCCACACCCCCCACAACGACAAAACUGGAGCUGCGCACAGCCUAUGGUCCUGUCUAUCGCGAUGUACUCAACACACCACCUCGUCCUUGUACAGAUACAGAGAUUCCUAUCAUUGAUCUUUCGAAUAUAGAUUCUCCCAAUUUGAGCGAUCGUCAAGCAUUAGCUGCAGAAGUACGUGCUGCGGCGGUGGGGACGGGGUUCUUUUAUGUGAAGAAUCAUGGUAUUGAAGAGGCAGUUAUUCAGAAGGCAAAAGAGCAGGCUUUGAGUUUCUUCAAACAGCCAUACGAAGAAAAAGCAAAGAUAGACAAAAGUCAUUCCCGUUACUUUAAUGGCUACAUGGGAUUAAAAAGUUCAAACAUAAGCCCCGGAGAAAGUGUAGAUGUCAAAGAAUCCAUUGCCUGGCGCUACGAGCCCGAAAAUGAUCCAGAUCACCCCCAGCCCCUUUCAUCCAUCCCCUCGGAGGUAAAACCCUGGAUCCGAGGCGAACCCUUCGUCUGGGAAGGAACUUCGCAUCUCCCCAAUUUCAAAACCGACACUCUCGCCUAUUGGAAAUCCUGUCUCUCACUCGCGCGCAAACUCGUCCGAGUCUUCGCUCUCAGUCUCUCCCUCCCAGAAGACUAUUUCGAUUCCCGCGUUACCUACCCCGGAGCAGAUGGCCUCUACAAUUACUACCCACCCAGUACCGAAGCUGAAAGAUCAAACAACAGUGUAGGACUCGGUUCUCAUACCGAUCUCCAACUUUUUACUCUCCUCUGGCAAGAUAUGAUAGGCGGUCUCCAAGUAUUAAACAAAGAAGGUCAAUGGAUCAUGGCGGUUCCAGUGGAAGGAACGAUAGUUGUUAAUAUUGGCGAUUUUAUGAUGAGACUUUGCAAUGAUAUGUAUAAGAGUACCGUUCAUCGAGUUUACAACCGAGCAACCGUGGAGAGAAUUUCCAUGCCGUUUUUUCUUCGAUGUCUGAAGGAGAGUGCUAAUAUGGUGAUAGGACUCAAUUUCAAUUGUGUCGAAGGUGUAAUCUCUACUUGUACUGAUGAGAAUAAUCCUCCCAAAUAUGAGCCGAUAUCUUGUGGUGAUUGGUGUCAACUUAGGUUCAAACUGGAGAAUGAUGAGUUCAAAGAGAAGGCUGCACUGGCAAAAGCACCCAGUGCUGUUGUUGUCAAGGCUUAAGAUUGUAUCAAAACGACUUCAUGUCGAGUUUUCGGAAAUGGGAGACACUCUGUGAUCAACUACUAUUGCAAAAUAAGUUUGGAUAUAGAGGACCAUUUAUCACAUCAUAAAUAAUAUAUCGAUUGUAUCUUUACAAUAGUUAAAAAUUGCAUUUAGUCUAUUGAAUAAAAAUUGAAAUUCCAUCUGAUAUGGCCAUUUCAAUACAUGUGCUCUGCUAGAUAUUCUUUUCAAAAGUCACGAGUAUCAUCAGGUCCUCAACGACCCGCAUCAACAACGCGGAGCUUAUGUGACCAUUCCAAAUAUCGCCGACGUAUCUACGAGCUUCCACUCGAGGUAAGAGGUACCCAUGAUAUCAAGUUCCUACGCAGAACUUCAUAGAUUGACAAUCCACGGAGUUCACAUACAUGCCAGAGUUUUGACAUGUAUGCUCUACUAGUGAAUAGAGGGAUUCUUGAUGGUAAGAGUCGAGAGAUGAAAAUGGUAAUUGGAGAGUCGAAUGUUCGUGUAAAUGCCAAGCGCGACUUCUUGCGCGAGGAGAGCUUGUGGAGAAGUUUAUUCGUGCGGUUGUUGACAUGCUUUGCAAGUGACCAGGACCGUAUGGUCGAUAUUGGCAUUUCCUUGUCGCAUUCAUGUGCUGCAUGAUUUCGAUAUAUCGAUCGCAUAUAACCUCCAUCCCCCACAGAAAUACCCCUUCACAUCUUACUCCCACACAUUCCUUAACCUUUAAUCUCCAUUCCCCCUCACAGAACCCCCUGAACCAACUCCAACAAAUCAAAAUACCCCUCCCUCUCCCCCUCCCUCGCCUCUUUCUCUCCCAGCUCCAACCCCAACCCCACCAACACCGUCCUCCUCUCCUCCGGAUCCCGUCCCAAGAUCAUCGACCCUAUCUGACUCGCAUACAAAUGACCAAUCCUCUCUCUCUUCUCCCCCCCCGCACCAAGUAACGUUCUCGGAGUGAGGUGUUCAAGCGGGAGUAUCAUAUUUCCAUUUCCAUUUCCAUACGCAUCUCCGGAUUCAUUCGCAGCUGAUGGGAGCGGUAUCGACGUAUCGUACGAUGUGGGAGAUGCGGAUGUGUGGGGGAAACAAACCCAUUGUCCUAAUCUCCCCCCUUGUGUGAUGGUAAUGAGAAUCUUGUCGGCGAAAUACAAGCAGGAUACAUUUGUAUCAAUGCCGUUUACUUUCGCAGAAGCGGUUUUGGAACGGGCGGGGAAGGGGGAUGGGAGGAUUUCUGAAAUGGAGGGAAAGUUUGGGGGGGUGGUGAGUGCGGUCAUGAUGGGCUGGAUAGGGUAUGGAGGUAAAAUAUGUGAGAUUUGGGAUUUUUGUGGUGGAGAUGUGGUUCAUUUAUUUAUUUGUUGUAAUGGGAUGGAGAAUGAGAAAGUGUAGUGAGGGGAAGAUGUCAGCCUUGCUGCAAGCUGGAGAGCUUUGACAUUUGAAAAUGCCUACGUAGGUGGCUCAAGCUUCAAUCCCAAAACUAGAGCUCACCGGGAUCCAAGGUCACCGGGAGCU